ACUGUGGUGUGCCAUUAUGGCAGCCGACCACUGUGAGUUGCUAGCGGAGAUGUCCACCAUUGGGCGUCUGAGUGCCACUGAACGCCUCAAACAUGCCCAGAGGCGGCGUGCUCAACAACUGAAGGCAUGGGCUCAGGUGGAGAAGGAUGCAGCACGAAGUUCUAAGGCCAAAGCGGAUAAGAAGAAGAAGCGUACAAGAAAAAUUACCUUCCCCAGCGCCACCACCCUUCUUGAUGCAGCUGCACGCAAUGACCUGGAUGAGGUAAGGGAGCUGCUCAACAGUGGCGUAAGCCCUGAUCUGGUCAAUGAAGAUGGACUGACUGCCCUCCAUCAGUGCUGCAUUGAUGAUUUCGUGGCCGUGGUGCAAUGCCUGUUGGACGCUGGUGCUUGUAUCAACGCCUGUGACAGUGAGCUGUGGACACCGCUGCAUGCUGCUGCCACCUGUGGGCACACUGGCCUGGUGCAACUCCUUAUUCAAGCUGGAGCAGAUCUUACGGCCGUCAACGCAGAUGGAAACAUGCCUUAUGACCUCUGUGAAGAUGAGGCCACUCUCGAGCUUCUGGAGAUGGUCAUGGCUGAACAGGGAAUAACACAGGCGCGUAUCGAUGAAUGCAGAGCAGCUAAAGAGGUGGCCAUGCUCGCUGACAUCCAAUCUCUAGUUCAGAAUGGAGCUGACCUAAACAGUCAGGAUGAUAAUGGGACAACACUGCUACAUAUAGCAUCUGCCAAUGGAUACCUGUCUGUGGCGGAGUUGCUGCUGGAACACAAGGCAAAGGUGGAGAUAAAGGACUGUGAUGGGUGGACCCCGUUGCAUGCUGCCUCCUGCUGGGGACAAAUCCAAAUGGUGGAGCUGCUGGUGGCCCAUGAAGCCAGCUUAGAUACAAAGUCAAUCCUGGAAGAGACUCCCUUGGAUGUGUGCAUGGAUGAGGAGGUCAGAGCCAAACUAAUGGACCUCAAGCACAAACAUGAUGCCAUUAUGAAAAGCCAGGACCGUCACAAGAAUACCUUACAAAAACGAGCUUCUAGUACCGGCAGCAGAGGGAAAGUGGUGCGUCGUGUCAGUGUGAAUGAGCGCUCGAGCCUGUACCGGCGGGAGCAUCACAAAGAGGCCAUGGUGUGGCAAGAGAGGGGCCGAGAGCCUGAAUCACAAGAUGACGACGAGGACCGUCUGACAGAUAAUGAGCUUCACCAACAUGCUGCAGGUGGAGCCUCGUCACAUGCGGAUGAGCCAGAUGCCUCUAUCGGCGAUAGAAUUUCAAGCCUAGGCAAUGGAGGGACAUCUGUUUCACUGGCCUCUUAUGUGCCUGGAGAGCAGUGGCGUGGUGGCGGUCGCACAGAACGCAGCGCCUCCUACGAGCUCAACCCAUCAUCGGGGCCUGUAGAGGAAGAAGGCUCAGACAGUAUGACUCGGGAAAAAUCCCACCACACAUUGGCCGACCUGAAACGGCAACGGGCGGCGGCUAAGCUCAAUAAGUACCCAGCACCUCCGCCACCUUUGACCCCACCAAUAGAAGAGGAGACCCCUGGUGCUGCGUCCGAGGCGACGAGUUCCGCAGCCCUGCGGGUGCAGGCUCCAGUGAUGCAGCACCACACAGAGACAGUAGCCUCCUCCAGUCAGGUGUUCUUCACACCAGCCAGUGGAGAUCCUCCUCUACUGAAAUUGAGAGCCCCUGAGGAAGAGCAGUCUACCAACAAGGAGCCUUGCUGUGGACUCAUGUAGGGAGACAGAAGUUGGAUAGUUUUUACACUCCAAUGUGGAUCAGAAUUAUUCUUACACUAUCCUGAGAAAGUAUUAUUAUUGGGUUAAAAGGAUAGAUUGCCUUUGACAUCACUUGGUAUUUUGCCAACGUAUGUGCCCGAUGAUGUCAACUCUUGGGAUACCUGUGUCCAUGACACCAUAAAAGGGACAUCCAGUGUAACAAAAUGGCGUUGCAUCCAGUGACCAUAAAAGGAAUUAGUGCAAACAAGGUGAGUUCAUGUUACCUGGUGAUGCUGUGGCAUGACAUGUUCAGGGGCUCUUGUUGUCGAAUAAAAGGUAAUCAUGGGGUGUCUUAUCAAUAACAAAAACAGUCAUUUGUCAUCAUACCUGUGAAUAGGUUGCAUUAGAGUCAAAGAUCUGUUACUAACCAUUUAAUUGUUAGCAUGUUUGUGUUAUCCUAAGAAUGAGAAAAUGUCACAACUUUAACGUUAAGACACCUGUUUUCACCUGCACAAGCCACGUGAGUGUGCCCAUUUGCUGCCAAUGCUGUGUGAGUGCUUGGAUGACUCCCCCACACCAACACCUCAAUGAAGCCCUCUGCACACAGUCAUACCCAUCAUUGAUGCGGGAGAGAGCAGUAAAGGAAGCUAUUCACAUGUAUGACCACAAAUGACCUUUAUGUAUGACUAAACGACCCAACUGUAUGACACCCCAUGAUUCCCUCUGAUUCUGCAGGUGCCCAAAUCAUGAUGUCAUGCCACAACAACACCAGAAAAAAAGUGGUAACUCCUUUCAUGGUCAACUGAUGUGACAUUAAUGGAUACAGGUGUCCCUAUAGGUGACAUCAUUGGGCAGGUGUGCUGGCAAUGUGCCAUGUGAUGGCAUCAUAGGCAAUCCAUCACUUUGUCAUUAACUCGGUAAUACUCCCCCCCCCAUCUCAUGAGUUGACUGCAUGGCGCACAUUUUUCGACUUUGCUCAUCUUGUGUUCUUCGUGAAAGCUUGACAAUGUCAGCGUUUCCUAACUUGAUUGAAGCUGUGAAAGACAAAAUCUUGACUUAUUAAAUAUUGAAAAUAUGAGCUUUAA
Syngnathoides biaculeatus (alligator pipefish) is the source of this 2784-nucleotide messenger RNA. RefSeq names its product protein phosphatase 1, regulatory subunit 16A (gene ppp1r16a). The transcript has 10 exons. The record is from RefSeq and is a predicted model, not a curated record. The coding region runs from base 17 to 1720 and encodes 567 amino acids. NCBI's taxonomy places the organism in Eukaryota, Metazoa, Chordata, Actinopteri, Syngnathiformes, Syngnathidae. Gene Ontology annotation, molecular function: phosphatase regulator activity; protein binding; enzyme inhibitor activity. Gene Ontology annotation, cellular component: cytoplasm.